CCUUCAUGGAUCACUGCCUUGCCAUGGCGAAGGGGCUUGAAUAACUCAGAGAAGCUAUGAGCUAUGCCGUGCAGGGCCACCCAAGAUGGACAGGUCAUAGUGGAGAGUUUUGACCAAACGUGAUCCACCUGGAGCAGGAACCGGCAAGCCAUUCCAGUAUCCCUCCCAAGAAAACUCCACGGACAAAGACAACAGGCAUAUAAAACUUAUGACGUUGGAAGAUGAGCCCCUCAGGUCGGAAGGUGUCCAACAUGCUACUGAGGAAGAGCAGAGGACAAGUACAAGUAGAUUCAGAGCUGAUGAAGCGGCUGGGCCAAAGCCGAAAGGUCGCUCAGUUGCGGGUAUGCCUGGAAGUGAAAGGAAAGUCCAAUGCUGUAAAGAAAAAUACUGCAUAGGAACCUUGAAUGUAAGAACCAUGAACCUUGGUAAGUUGGAUGUGGUCAAAAAUGAGAUGGCAAGAUUAAAUAUUGACAUCCUGGGCAUCAGUGAACUAAAAUGGAUGGGAAUGGGCGAAUUCAGUUCAGAUGACCAUCAUAUCUACUACUGUGGGCAAGAAUCCCGUAAAAGAAAUGGAGUGGCCCUCAUAGUCAACAAAAGAGUGGCGAAAGGUGUACUGGGAUGCAAUCUCAAAAAUGAUAGAAUGAUCUUGAUACGAAUCCAAGGCAGACCUUUUAAAAUCACAGUAAUCCACGUUUAUGCACCAACUACUGGUGCUGAAGAAACUGAAAUUGACCAAUUCUAUGAAGACUUACAACACCUUAUAGAAGUGACACCAAAGAAGGAUGUUCUUCUCAUUAUAGGGGAUUGGAAUGCUAAAGUAGGGAGUCAAGAGAUAAAAGGAACAACUGGCAAGUUUGGCCUUGGAGAUCAAAACGAAGCAGGGCAAAGGCUAAUAGAGUUCUGUCAAGAGAACAAGCUGGUCAUCACAAACACGCUUUUCCAACUACACAAGAGACGACUCUACACAUGGACAUCACCAGAUGGGAAGCUUCGAAAUCAGAUUGAUUAUAUUCUCUGCAGCCAAAGAUGGAGAAGCUCUAUACAGUCAGCAAAAAGAAGACCCGGAGCUGACUGUGGCUCAGAUCAUCAGCUUCUUAUAGCAAAAUUCAAGCUUAAACUGAAGAAAGUAGGAAAAACUACUGGGCCAGUAAGAUACAAUCUAAAUCAAAUCGCUUAUGAAUACACAGUGGAAGUGAGGAACAGGUUUAAGGAUUUAGAUUUGGUGGACAGAGUGCCUGAAGAACUAUGGAUGGAGGCUCGUAACAUUAUACAGGAGGCAGCAACAAAAACCAUCCCAAUGAAAAGGAAAUGCAAGAAAGCAAAGUGGCUGUCCAACGAGGCCUUACAAUAGCGGGGGAGAGAAGGCAAGCAAAAUGCGAGGGAGAUAGUGAAAGAUACAGGAAACUGAAUGCAGAUUUCCAAAAAAUAGCAAGGAGAGACAAGAGGGCCUUCUUAAACGAGCAAUGCAAAGAAAUAGAGGAAAACAAUAGAAUUGGGAAAACCAGAGAUCUGUUCAAGAAAAUUGGAGAUAUGAAAGAAACAUUUCGUACAAAGAUUACCAUAAUA
This is a messenger RNA of Podarcis raffonei (Aeolian wall lizard), 1566 nucleotides long. Its product is annotated as craniofacial development protein 2-like. Gene Ontology annotation, molecular function: catalytic activity. The record is from RefSeq and is a predicted model, not a curated record. Lineage: Eukaryota; Metazoa; Chordata; Lepidosauria; Squamata; Lacertidae. The transcript has a single exon. Bases 209 to 1351 code for a protein of 380 amino acids.